AUGGUGUCGUCCAGUGAGGUCGAAGAUGAGUCGCUGCUUGCUAGUGCAAGGUCGCGAGUGCAAGAGCUCAAGGAGAGGGAUGACGCAAGCGACCACUUGGCAGCAGCUGUGCAAGAGGCCCGUCAGGGCUGCCGCAGCCCAGAGGGUCUCCAUGGCUUGCAAGAGGCACUGCAGAGAGCCAAGGCCAAAGGCGUUUCCGAGAAGGAGCUGCAGGACGGCGAGCAGGUCCUGGCCGAAGAGAUGCCUCGCGCGCAGGCCCGGCAGCAGCUCCGCGACGCCCAGGCCAAGGGCACCAGUGCCUUGCGCGAGGCGAUCGCUGUGGCCAAGACGACACACCUUCCGGCAGAGGAGCUGGUCCCCUUCGAGGAGCUGCUGCAAGGCGCCGAGUCCAAAGAAGCCGCAGCUGCCCAGACCUCGGGAGCUGACGUGAAAAAGCAAGUCGCCUGCAACGAGCUUCUGUAA
Symbiodinium natans is the source of this 462-nucleotide messenger RNA. NCBI's taxonomy places the organism in Eukaryota, Dinophyceae, Suessiales, Symbiodiniaceae. The record is from the annotation of a GenBank genome assembly.